AUGCCGCCGCGUAAAAGCCUGUUCCCUCCGCUGCUGUCUGUGUCCCCAGAGGCGGGGCUCGAACCUGGGGUCUCCGCGGCCCCGGCGGCUCUCCACGCAGACAUCCAGGCUCUGCUGCAGCGGGGCCGCGCACAGGAGCGUCCCCCGGCGGAACGAGCAGGAGGCGGCUGCGACUGUACAGGAGGAGGAAGAGGAGGAGGAGGAGGAGGAGAGGCUCCGUGCGCCAUCGUGGAGCUCCGGCUGAGCCCCGGCGGGGCGCUGCGCUACCUGCAGCCGGACAGGUGCGCCCUGGAGCGGGCGCAGCGGCGGCGGCGCCUCGCCGCCAACGCCCGGGAGAGGAGGCGGAUGCUCGGACUGAACGUGGCCUUCGACCGGCUGCGGAGCGUCAUCCCGAACCUGGAGAGCGACAAGAAGCUGUCCAAGUCCGAGACGCUGCAGAUGGCGCAGAUCUACAUCUCCACCCUGAGCGAGCUGCUGCAGGAGGGGCCGCGGAGAGGCCCGCGGACCGGCGGGGCCCCGGGGAGGAGCGAGGAGGAGGAGGAGGAGGAGGAAGAGCAGGACUGUGACUCUCUGUAA
Molecule: messenger RNA, 576 nt
Organism: Salarias fasciatus (jewelled blenny)
Lineage: Eukaryota; Metazoa; Chordata; Actinopteri; Blenniiformes; Blenniidae
Gene: atoh1c
Product: atonal bHLH transcription factor 1c
Exons: 1
Coding region: 1-576 (191 amino acids)
Biological process (GO): axon development; sensory organ development; positive regulation of transcription by RNA polymerase II
Cellular component (GO): nucleus
Molecular function (GO): protein dimerization activity; DNA-binding transcription factor activity, RNA polymerase II-specific; E-box binding
Source: RefSeq, a predicted model, not a curated record